UUUCCAAAGUAAAAUAUAUCGCAAAGAGAAUUUCCCUUAUAAAAGUGAGAGUUUGCAAAAGUGAAGUUUGAUCUAAACAAAAAAGUGUUUCGUUUUUUUCUACAAAUUGUUAUUCUGUUCAUUAAAAAAGGAUGGAAUUGUACAUUACUUUAAUUAUGUUUACGACUUUGUUGCUGAGCGGAAGAACGUUUGCUUAUGAGUGGUGCAACAGUGAACCUGCGGAUGUUAUAUUUGUUUUGGAUUCAUCAUAUAGUAUUUGGCCGCCAGAUUUCUACAGAGAGCUCAAGUUUGCUGAAAAUGUGAUAAAAACAUUUAACAUUGGACCGGGUACAAACGACAGCCGAGUAGGUGUUGUUACCUUUGGACAUGAAGUGUGGCCAAAAUUUUACCUAAACUCGUAUUUAAAUAGAGGCAUGGUAAUUCGCGCAUUACAACGUAUAAGUUACGGUGAAGGGAAGACUACUAACACAGGCGAUGCUUUAACUUAUACACGUGACGUCAUGAUGUCUGAGCGUGCAGGCGGACGCAAAAACGUCACAAAAAUCGUCAUAGUGGUGAGUGACGGACGCUCGCAGAAGACUUGGUUCACACAGGAAGUCGCACAAACAAUGCAAGAUAACAACAUGUUUUUGUUUGCAAUCAGUAUAGGAUUUAGACUUGAUCAUAAAGAACUUGGAGGGAUUGCCAGUGAUCCGGAUAGCGUACACUAUUUUAGUAUUGAUGAGUACAGUGACAUGUCCUAUAUAAAGAGAACAAUAGACGAAAAGAUUUGCCAAGUGAAUGACUUUGGUGAUUGGAAUUUCACAGACAACACAGCCGAGUUCAGAGGCAACGAGGAAGAGGUACUUAUCUUGGACUGCAGUGACAAGAAAGCUGAUAUAUAUUUUCUUAUCGAUGCCUCAUAUAGCAUCAAAUCUGACAACUUCGGUAAAGAGAUGGACUUUGUGAGAAGUGUGGUUGAUUUCCUUGACAUCGGAAAAAAUAAGACUCGUGUUGGUGCCAUGACAUUCAGUGAUGAGAUGAAAUUCCUCGCUAAGCUGGAGUACAACUUGGGCAAAGAGGAGUUGAUAUCGCAUUUAAACUCUGCGAUCUAUAUGGGAGGUGGUACUGAUACAGCAGUAGCUUUAAGACAAAUCCGAGAAAAAGGUUUUUUCGGCAGUUCAAACCAAGUACGAGAAAACUCAGCAAGAAUUCUUAUAGUAAUGACGGAUGGUUUAUCGCUUACACCAGAUACUACAGACAGGGAGGCAAAGCUUUUGAAGAAAAUGGGUGUCCAAAUAUUCUCUAUAGGAAUUGGCAGUGGUAUCGACAAGCUUGAACUUGAAGACAUUGCAAGUGAUCCAAUUGACAAAUUCUUCCUCCACGUUGACGACUUUGGAGCUCUUGAUACAGUUAAGAUGAAGCUUGCAGCCAGAACAUGCACUAUUCCACCGACAGAUAGUUUCUCCUUUUUUGCUGACCAAGCAGUAUGCCAUCCGAUGAAGGCAACGGACUUACUUUUUGUAUAUGAUGCACAGGCACUCGGAAGUUGGCGCUCCCAGGCUAUAUCUCAUUUUAUCUCAAACAGUGUCGCUGAGUUCAACUUAGCGACUGAUGAUCUUCGUGUAGGACGCGAAAUAGAAAAUUGUCCAAGUGGCAAUAUAGCUCUUGGUAGUGCUCUACACAAUACGGAUCUGGAUGAAGUUCGGUACCCAACAUUUACUGAUAUGCUACGACGUGUAAGCAGAAGUAAGAUGACUGAAGAAAAUGGCGGGAGAAAAGACGCUUCCAAAAUGGCGGUUAUUUUUGUCGAUUCGUCACAAAGUAUGAAUUUUGAGACAUUUAUGGAAGCAAGAAGAUUAAAAGAGAGUGUGAAUUUCUUCUAUGUGGUAACAAUAGGGCAUAAUAUGCAAACAUUGCAUCUCACGGGACUUGCCGGUGAAGGGCAUUUCAUUAGUGUAAAGAGCUAUGACGAGUUGCAUCCCUUGGCAGACAAACUUAUGACGGACAUGUGUGACUUCUUUUUCCAAUUCUAGUUUAUAAGUUAUUAUAGUUUAUACAAGUUUAUUAGGAAAUAGUGUACAGAUAAAUGCUUUACAUUUCUGAAAGUUCAAUAUUCUUUACAGAUACGUUAAAACCGUUUAUUAUACGGCAUUCCAAAACAAUUUCAAUGUAUGGAUUUCGCUUAAGACAUCAUAGAACGAUUAAUUUAAGCAUAUGCAUAGUUUUACCUUCAUGGAGUUUCUAUUCUUUUCCACUUUAUAUCUCUUGAAAUAGAUUUAUGUCCAAUUUGAUGUGAUUUUUGAAGCAGCUGUUACGCACACAGUUUGAAAUUUAAUUUGAUAUUAAUUGACUGAAAAUGAAAGUGACCGACGUAAUUUGUCCGUUCAUAACGCAGAAAAGGCUAAGUUAAAAUAAAAAGAUUGCGAACCCUAUAAUGAAGUUUUAUACAAAACAACAUAGCCACAUUUAUUGGUUUAUUCGCAGAAACUAUAUGUAGUUUAACGUGGUAUAAUUGUUUGUGAAUUGCAAUUGCAUAAACACAUUGAAUACUCUGUGUUAUUUUAUAAUUAUACAGGCAUUUUCAUUUAUCUAAAUCAUUUAUAGUAUUAUUCAUUUUUGUUAACUAUCGUAUCCAGUAGCAUUUUUGUAUAAAUUAGAUAACGUGCUUCAGUUGAAAUAUAAUAUGAUAAAUAUGGUAUAUUAGAUUAUACAUAAAUAAAUGCUACAAUGUACAAAGCUGUGUCAUUUGUGGAUUGGUGAUAAAAUUGUAGACUGUGAGGUAAAAAAAAAUGCAUUAAUUUCUUUGUAUAGUAUGCAGAUUAUUGUAAAUAGUUUUCGUUAAGGACACUUUAAGCCUACAAUAUUUAGAUAAUGGGCCAGUAGAUUCUGCAAACAUGUUUAUUACGCAUGUUUCACUUAUAUGUACAUGCAUCACAAUGUCUUAUACAGUUUACCCGGUUUCUACUAAUUACUCCCGUACAGUAAAACGCUCGCACGGUAAAUACUACUGUUAAUCAAAAGUUAUAUUAUUGCUCAAAUUAAGUUAAGUCAAUAGUUCAAGAAAUUAUAUUAGAAUUGCAAGAUCAAAAUAACUGUCACAUAGGGCAGAAGUCCUGAACUUGAAUAACUUUUAUUCCUUAUACAAAAAUAGGUAUGCCAAUUUGUACUAUAACAGUCGCAUCAAUUAGGCAUCAAUGUAUAUUUAUCAAUUUGUCAGUAUUUAAGCAAAUAUAAAUGCAAUUACAUUGAUUUUGCAUCUAGCAUGACAUAUCUAUACAUGUAUAUACACUGUGCUGGUCGCAAUAAAAUUUGAACCUUA
This is a messenger RNA of Ruditapes philippinarum (Manila clam), 3301 nucleotides long. Its product is annotated as cartilage matrix protein-like. The transcript is spliced from 7 exons. The coding region runs from base 132 to 2015 and encodes 627 amino acids. NCBI's taxonomy places the organism in Eukaryota, Metazoa, Mollusca, Bivalvia, Venerida, Veneridae. The record is from RefSeq and is a predicted model, not a curated record.